AUGGACGACCCCGCUGUCGUUCGCGAGCUCUCCCGGCUCGAUCCCGCGAUUCCCUUUCGCGCAUCCUCCGACCACCUCCAUCACACCUGGGCCAGGACGUUCUACUCCCGUCCCGAGCUGUAUAUCCAGCCGCAAUCCAUAGCCGAGAUCCAGAAGCUGGUGACGGUGGCCCGUCGGUGCCGGCGUCGCCUGGUCACCGUGGGUAGUGGCCACUCGCCAUCGGAUCUGACCUGCACCUCGUCGUGGCUCGUCAAUCUGGAUAACUUCAACCGCGUGCUUGACAUCGAUCGGGAAACAUAUCUUGUGACGGUUGAGGCGGGGAUCCGGUUGAGGGAUCUUGGGCGGCGGCUGGAGGAACAUGGCAUGACGUUGUCGAAUCUGGGGAGCAUUGAUAGUCAGUCGAUUGCGGGGGUCAUCGCGACGGGAACCCAUGGGAGCUCGCUGUGGCAUGGUCUGAUCUCGGAGUGUAUCAUCUCGCUGACGCUGAUGCUGGCCAAUGGACAGCUGGUGCGCUGUAGUGCGUCCAGCAACCCGGACCUUUUCCGUGCCGCGUUGAUCUCCCUCGGUGCAUUGGGUAUCGUCGUCGAGGUUACUUUGCAGGCGGAGCCUACUUUCAAGGUCGCAUGGAAGCAGAGUCGACGACGGCUGUCAAGUGUGCUGGCGGAGUGGUCCUCCGGCCUCUGGACUUCACACGAGUUUGUACGUGUGUGGUGGAUGCCUUAUGAGAAGAGUGCGAUCGUCUGGCAUGCAGAUAAAACCAACCUGCCUCUUCGGAAACCGCCAAGCAAUUUCUAUGGCGAGUGGAUCGGCUACCAGAUCUACCAUAACCUGCUGGCCCUUUCGAACUACUUCCCCCGGAUCCUGCCCUGGGUGGAAUGGUUUGUCUUUGGCAUGCAGUAUGGUUUCAAGGCCGAGGCAACAGUGACGGAGGCGGUGGAGCCCGCCCGUAAGGGUCUUUUGAUGAAUUGCCUAUACUCCCAGUUCGUCAAUGAAUGGGCCCUGCCUCUUGAGAAGGGCCCGGAAGCGAUCACGCGUUUGUCGGCCUGGCUGCAUGGGGAUAUGGAGGUGGCUCGUAUCCCGUUCCCUGUGGAUGGGCUGUGGGUCCACUGCCCUGUUGAAGUCAGGGUGGCAGACUCGACCCAUAAUAAGAGACCUCGCCCGUUCCUUGAUCCCACCUGUCCUGAUGGACCGACUCUGUAUCUGAACGCGACCCUCUAUCGCCCAUAUCACCAGGACCCUCCAUGCAAAGAUCGCUACUACGAGGCUUUCGAGUGGCUCAUGCGGGACAUGGGUGGGAAGCCACACUGGGCCAAGAAUUUCCACACUGAUCGUCACGAGCUGCACAAGCUCUACGGCAAGGAUAUGGAUGACUGGCUGAGGGUACGGAGAGAGGUUGAUACCGACGGCAUGUUUCUUGGUGAAUGGCAUCAUCGCAAUCUUCCCUUGUCGGAUGAUGAGAAGGAGGAAACCGCGUCGAUCAUCUUCCCUCUUUCGGAACGAGAGAAGACUCGUCACCAAGCGCACUUUCGUGGAGCUGGCGAUGGUCUUGAGUGGAUCGGAGAUAAGCGAUGGCAGGCAACUUCAGGACAUCAGGCUGUUGCCCUGUCGAGUCUCGAGGGAAAAGAUUUGGAAGGUGUGUCAGGUCCAAGCCCUCCAAUGACGGCAGCCAGUGACGAAAGCUUCGACAUGCUCGCCACUGGAGAAGCCAGCGUUAUUCUUCCAGGUGACCGCUUGUCGAAGGAGGAUGCCUGA
This is a messenger RNA of Aspergillus clavatus NRRL 1, 1752 nucleotides long. Its product is annotated as D-arabinono-1,4-lactone oxidase. Gene Ontology annotation, molecular function: D-arabinono-1,4-lactone oxidase activity; FAD binding. NCBI's taxonomy places the organism in Eukaryota, Fungi, Ascomycota, Eurotiomycetes, Eurotiales, Aspergillaceae. The coding region runs from base 1 to 1752 and encodes 583 amino acids. The transcript has a single exon. The record is from RefSeq and is a predicted model, not a curated record. Gene Ontology annotation, cellular component: membrane; mitochondrion.